GGAAGACAUCUUGAGCCGCUGCGGUCGGUCCUUUAUUCGAGUGUCGGCCUGAACGUCGGGCCUGACGUGUUGCUGGAGAGUCUGCUCUCCGAGACCCGAGCUGUGAAAGUCCGUUUGAGCAACACCAAUAACAACAACAACAGCAGCAGCAGCAAGCCCAGUUGUAGUCCUGAGUUCGUCGCAUAUCGCUAUAGCUACAGACUACAACGGCUAGCGACGUCCUAGAUGCUAGUUAGCGCCACCUAGCUGGCCUCCUGCUCCACCUCCUCCGCCUCGACAGCCAGCCCCUUAACGCAGACACAAUGGCGUUAAAACGGAUCACGAAGGAGCUCACCGAUCUGUCCAGAGAUCCUCCGGCUCAGUGCUCCGCCGGACCCGUCGGGGAAGACAUGUUUCACUGGCAAGCAACUAUUAUGGGGCCUCCCGACAGCCCCUAUCAGGGUGGAGUAUUUUUCCUGACUAUUCAUUUCCCCACAGAUUAUCCCUUCAAACCACCGAAGGUCGCCUUCACAACAAGAAUUUAUCACCCAAAUAUUAACAGUAAUGGCAGCAUCUGCCUGGAUAUAUUGAGAUCACAGUGGUCUCCUGCAUUAACUAUCUCUAAAGUCCUUUUGUCCAUUUGUUCUCUGUUAUGUGACCCGAACCCCGACGACCCGCUAGUGCCAGAGAUCGCCCGCAUCUACAAAACAGAUCCUGUUAAGUAUAGCAGACUAGCCAGGGAGUGGACAGAGAAGUAUGCCAUGCUGUGAGCGGUACAACAAGACUGCUCAGGACUGGACUCAGAAAUACGCCAUGUGACCACCUGCUCCUCCUCCUCUCACUGCUGGAAUAAACUGUUUGAUUUUCUCCUGUGGCCACGCCCCCUCCCCCCUCAGCCAAUAGCAGCAAUUUGUUCAUAAUUUCCUUUUCGUUUUUUGGGUCCGAGAAGCUUUUAAAUUGUCACGAUUAUCUUUUUGUUUUUUUGUUCAAAAUAAAAUAAGGACUGAGCUGUGAAUGUGCCAACCGCAAAACAACAACAAUAAACAGGCGGAGCGACUGAAGAGAACCAUGGAUAAAGUAAUAAUAAUUUAAUGCAUGAUAAACAACAACAAACAGACUUUUGUUUAGUUUUAGACGACAGAGUUCAUCGUCACUUCUCCUCUUGCACUGAAGAUGAAACGACUCGACUGAUCACUGAUCGCUCCGAUUGAUCCACUGAUCGCUCUGUGAUGGGGGUUUUUUUCUCAAUAAAGUUGAACAAAUUGCAGUUU
Molecule: messenger RNA, 1250 nt
Organism: Pseudoliparis swirei
Lineage: Eukaryota; Metazoa; Chordata; Actinopteri; Perciformes; Liparidae
Product: ubiquitin-conjugating enzyme E2-17 kDa-like
Exons: 8
Coding region: 303-749 (148 amino acids)
Biological process (GO): protein polyubiquitination; ubiquitin-dependent protein catabolic process
Cellular component (GO): nucleus
Molecular function (GO): ubiquitin conjugating enzyme activity
Source: RefSeq, a predicted model, not a curated record